AUGAGCCUCGAUGAAGUAAUUGGCUUUCUCACAGUGCACGAACUGCAGCUUAAGGAAUGCGAGUCUUGUGAAGAGGAGCAAGCAUUACUUGCCAGAGCAUUGAGCAAAGUCAAAAUGUCGAGUGAGGAGGAGUCUUCAUCUCGCGGAAGAGGGCGUCAUCGCAGUCGCGGUAUAGGGCGUGGCAGAAGUCGUGGCCAAGGACGUCAACAAUCGUUCGAUGAAGAGAAGAAUUUUUUUGACAAGUUCCAUAUUCAACGCUAUAAUUGCCAGAAGUAUCGGCAUUUUGCAUAUGAAUGCCGUAGUGCAAAGAGAGAGAGGGAUGAUCGGGCAUAUGUGGCAGAGUCCACUUAG
Messenger RNA from Spirodela intermedia, 351 nucleotides. The record is from the annotation of a GenBank genome assembly. NCBI's taxonomy places the organism in Eukaryota, Viridiplantae, Streptophyta, Magnoliopsida, Alismatales, Araceae.